UGUGAAACCUUUUAUUCUGUUGUAUUUCAUCUAAUCAAAAGCAUGUUGCAUGUGGUGUUGAGUAACUUUAUUGUGCAGACUCGUGACAGAGUCACACUUGUUUUUCUGCUCUGGUGUUUCCUAAGUUUUCGCCGUGUCAGCGAUAUUUCAGAGCAGACAGAAUGUUGAUCCCCAGAUUAAACAGAGAAACAAAAGAGAGCAGCAGCCGUCACAACACCACACGCUCACAUUGUUUCAGACGACAACACGGAGCCCAGCCUCUAUAUGACAACAGCAGGCCAACGCCACGCACCACAACCACAGAGGACCUGACCAGAGACACAUCAGGAGCCAAUCAGACGCCUGGAAAACACACAGAUUCAACCCCCUCCGAGACCAUUUCACCAGUUCUGCUCUUCCCUUUCAUUUGACCAUCUGAGUUUUCACCAGGAUGUUUAGCAGGACUCUUCUACUCGUCUGUGUGGCCAUUUUCUUCUGUGCAGAUGCCGAGGAUAAAUCCAGGCUCUACAGGAGGCCCUCCUGUGUGGGGAUGAGCGUGACGCAGGCGUGUCCUCUCAACUACUCUCCGGUGUGCGGCAGUGACGGCGUCACCUACCCCAACGAAUGCUCUCUGUGUGUCCAGAGACUGGAGAAAAACGCUGACAUAUUGAUCGUGAGGGACGGAUACUGCUGAGGAUGACAUCAUAUUCUUGUCCCACCCUGAUGAUGUCAUCACGCUUCAACCUUACUGAUGAUGUCAUCAUGUUUACAUUUAACCUCUAUUUGAAUGUAGUCGUUAGUGUUUAGCACACACACACACACACACACACACA
Centropristis striata (black sea bass) is the source of this 812-nucleotide messenger RNA. RefSeq lists its product as uncharacterized. NCBI's taxonomy places the organism in Eukaryota, Metazoa, Chordata, Actinopteri, Perciformes, Serranidae. Bases 431 to 673 code for a protein of 80 amino acids. The transcript has 4 exons. Gene Ontology annotation, molecular function: protein binding; serine-type endopeptidase inhibitor activity. The record is from RefSeq and is a predicted model, not a curated record.